AUGCUGCGCCGGUCCCUCGGCCGCGUGCUCAGCAACGGCGCGCCGCCGGGGUCGCGGCCGCCGCUGCCGCCCUUCACGCUCGAGAGCGCCGUGCAGAAGGUGCGGGCCGCCGAGGACGCCUGGAACAACCGGGACCCGACGAAGGUCCCGCUCGCCUACACCGAGGACACGCAGUGGCGCAACCGGAGCGAGAUCUUCACCGGCCGCGCGGCCGUGGAGCAGUUCCUCGAGCGCAAGUGGGCGCGCGAGCUCGACUACCGCCUCAUCAAGGAGUACUGGGCCCACGGCGAGAACCGCAUCGCCGUGCGCUUCGCCUACGAGUACCACCUCGCGGGCGGCGAGUGGAUGCGGGCCUACGGCAACGAGAACUGGGAGUUCGACGACCGCGGCCUCAUGCGGACGCGCCACGCGUCCAUCAACGACAUCCCCAUCAAGGAGGAGGACCGCCUCUUCCACUGGCCCGCUGGCCGCCGGCCCGACGACCACGCGUCGCUCAGCGAGCUGGGACUCUAG
Aureococcus anophagefferens is the source of this 513-nucleotide messenger RNA. RefSeq lists its product as hypothetical. The record is from RefSeq and is a predicted model, not a curated record. The coding region runs from base 1 to 513 and encodes 170 amino acids. The transcript has a single exon. Lineage: Eukaryota; Pelagophyceae; Pelagomonadales; Pelagomonadaceae.